GACUAUAGGGUAGCAGCAAGGCAGAGGAGUAAAGCUGCUGCUUCAGCCCAAAACGUGGUACAGACUCUUGUGGAAUUUAGACUUACUGGCUGCUGAGCAUCACGAAACAUGGAUAUGCUUAGUCAAGCCUCACCGGGGAGCCACACUGGCAUUCCAGAGCUGCGCUUAAUUCUAGUAGGCAACAUGGGCUGUGGAAAGACCCUGACAGCUGACACGCUUCUGAAUGACAGCUCGAGCAGCAGCUCCUUGGUGUCAACACGGCAGAAUGAGGUCAGGUCCGGAGUGUCAGAAGGACAACCCCUCAAAGUGGUCGAGACACCACGCUGGUACUGGAAAGGCGAGCACAUUGACAUCAGUGUAAAGAGAGAGACCGAGAAAGCUCUAGGCCUGGUGGCACCAGGGCCACACGCCUUCCUCAUCCUUGUACCCGUAGGUCAGUUUACUGAGAUGGAGGGCCGAAUUCCUGCUGAGCUGGAGUGUAUAUUUGGCAAGGGCGCACUGGAACACUCCAUCGUGCUGCUCACCUGCGGAGAUUAUCUGAUAGGGAGAGACCAUGAGCGGUACAUGAGGCUGGAUGAACCUGGACUCAGUGCCAUGGUGAAUGAUUGUGGAGGACGCUGGCAUGUGAUCAAUAACCGCAAACCAGAUGACAGGCAGCAGGUCAUAUCACUGUUGGAGAAGGUGAAGAAGCUGAUUGAGCGCUCUGGCAGCUGUUAUACACCAAGUGGCAUGCAGAGAGAGGAAAGUGACCUCAACAGGAGGUACAGCCUGCAAGAGGAGCACUUUGUGCACCCGAACCAAAUAACGUGGAGCAAGGAGGAGACGUGGGACGAGUCGGGGAGGAGAGGGAAAAUUAGAGUCAGAAGCAUGGGGCCGGCGGCAGGCAGGCUGAGAUCACAGCAGCUGGCCAAUGGGCUUUAUUCUCAGCCCUGGAACGACGACUCGUCUGUAGUCCACAAAAAGCGUUCCAGUUUCUCUUUGAGUAAAGAGGGCGCCAUUCUCAGUCAUCUCUCAGAGGCAGAACAACCAGUCAGAAACCAGAACAACCAGAACUUCGUUAACACCAUCCAUUACCACCUCAACACCACUGAUGACAUCAGCACAUCUGUCUUAUCACCCACAGCUUCUUCUUCUGCUGCUUUCGGACAUUCACCCUCCACUGGCUUCUCCUCCUUUUCUUCACCUGAUUUUUCCCGAUCCUCCUCUACCAAGAUCUCUUCUUCCUCUUUAAGUACUCGUGCCCCUUCCUCCUCCACUAAUGUCUCCUCUUACUCAUCUUCCACAUAUUCCUAUUCCCCUACCAAUCCCCCCUUAUCUGCCUCUUCUACUGCAUUGUCCUAUUCCUCUUUCCCUACCACCACCUCUGCUUCUUCCUCCACCAAUGCCUCAUCCUUCUUCUCUUCUAAUGCUUUGUCCUCUUCCUCCACUGCCAUCUCCUCUUCCCCCACCAAUGCAUCCAUCUCUUCCCCCUCUACUGCCUUCUCCACUUCCGAUACUCUCUCAUCCUUCUCUCCCAAAACCAAUUCCACUUACUCCUCCACUGCAGUCUCCUCUUUUCCCGGUGUCGAUGACUCCUUCACAUCCUCCUCCACUGCCUUCUCCACUUCUUCUUCCAGCACUAAUGACUUUUUCUCAUCCUCCUCCACUGCUUUAUUGUCUCGCGCCACCCCUGCCCAACUUUCCUCCUUCUCCAGCAGUUCCUCUGCAUCCUCAGAUGACCUGAGGCUGGUUCUGCUAGGUCGGACUGGGUCUGGAAAGAGUGUAGCUGGGAAUGCCAUUCUGGGCAGAGAUGAGUUUAAGCUCCGAAGAGAUGAUGCCACUGGUGCCACCACACAGUCAUGUGUGAAAGGAACCACUGUGAUUGGACAGAAACAAGUGUCAGUGGUGGACACUCCAGACUUGUUCUCAUCCAGCUGUUCCCCAGAGAACAUGGCAACCCAUCUGUCCUCCUGUAUGGAUCUGUGUGCCCCAGGCCCUCAUGCCUUUCUUUUGUGUGUCCCUGUAACCCUGCCUGGCCGCUCAAACUUGCAUGACCUGGGCUCCCUACGGAAUUCCUUUGGUUCUGAAGCCAUCCUACGCCAUACCUUGGUCCUCUUUACACACUCAGACAUGCUAAAGGAUGAAAAUGUGGAGGAAUACAUUGCAGCCAAGCGGCCUGAGUUGCUAGAGUUGGUGGAGAAGUGUGGCGACCGUUACCAUGUGCUAAAGCAAGAAAGGAAUGGAAAGAACAUUGAGGAACUACUUGAAAAAGUGGAGCAGGUAGUGAAGGAAAGCGGAGGAAGGCAUUACAGUUCUCAGGGACAGAAUGAGAUUGGUAGUGGAACGAUGACACAGUUGCGGAAAGGCAGAGGAGGAGAUGACAUUGUUGACCGAUCUCUCCCAGGCACUCUUCAUUCUCUGAGAGAAGAAGAAGAAGUUGAGCAAGAAGAGAAAAAUGCAAAACAAGUGGGAUCCAUAGCUUCAUCAGUCACCACUUUGCUCGGCUCUGUCCUUCAAUUUGUUGGGUAUAAGGUGAGUGAAGGUGCCAAGCAGGUGCCUAAGCUGGUGGCUGGAGGAGCAGUCCUAGGGGGUGUGCUUGGGCUGUAUGUUGGAGGACCUGUAGGGGGUGCUGUUGGGGCUACAGCAGGAUCUGUGGCUACAGAAUACGGAAGACGAAAAUACAACAAACCCAAAACAGACUGAUGUAUAGAAGUGGACAAAUUAUUGCAAUGCUUUUUAUAAUCUCUGCAAUUUUUAAUUCACUGCUAAAGCUGUUCUAUAUUAAUAUGAUUUGACAACAAAACAUGUACAGGGGUCAGAAUCUUGGUGGCCACAACUACCAAGUUACCACUGUUGGGCCCCUAAGAAAGGCCCUUAACUCUCUACUGCUCAGAUGUAUAAUGAAAUAAAAUUGUAAGUCGCUCUGGAUAAGGGCGUUUGCCAAAUGUAAAUGUAAGUACAAUCUGCAAACAUCUUCCUAAAGCCUACAUGUAAUAUAUGUUUUUUUAUUAUACAGACUACAGUGAUUUUAGUGGUUUGUUUUAUUGUCUUUUACCAACAUGAGGUGCAACUGCAAUAAAGUUUUUACCAUGUAAAUAAGCAAGCUAAAAAAAUGAAUAAAUAAAAACAGAAAAUUCUGAAACAAAGGAUAUUUGCAACCAAAAUUCUGCUAUUAGUCUGUUAAAGAUUGUUUUUAUUUUAGCUGAACAGUUCGGGAUUCACAAUUAAUGUAUUAUCUUAUAUACAAU
Messenger RNA from Clarias gariepinus (North African catfish), 3227 nucleotides. RefSeq lists its product as uncharacterized. The record is from RefSeq and is a predicted model, not a curated record. Lineage: Eukaryota; Metazoa; Chordata; Actinopteri; Siluriformes; Clariidae. The transcript is spliced from 6 exons. Bases 109 to 2682 code for a protein of 857 amino acids. Gene Ontology annotation, molecular function: GTP binding.